AGUUGACCGGUUGGCUUGUCAUGUCUUUGUUGCUUCUUUAGCGCCGCUGGAACUGUGAAUCAAAGUGAGGAUUUGAUGGAAAAUAAGCUCAUAUUGCCAUAAGAGAAAAACGCUGAAACCUUACCCUGAUAAGAUUUGUAUGCUAAACAACCUGUACAGCCAGCAGCUAUGUUCCCUCAACAUGCAUGUUGAUUUAUUUGAUAAAGUCCAAAGACCCUAAAGAUGGAAGAAAGGCUGAAUGGAUCUCUGCCUGUUGUCUCCCCGGAGUAUCUUCAUCAGUGGGUUCGGUCCGCCCAGCAGUUUCAAGCUCUCCAGUCCCAGUACGCCAACUUCAACCCUCAACAUCAGUUUCACUACCCAGAGAAUCCGACUGCAGAGGCAGCGGCAGCACACAUGGCCGCCCCAGAACCCGCGAUGCAGCAGAUGGAACCUGCUGACCUGACCAAACCUCCAGCUAAAAAAAGAGGUAGACCAGCCCAACCCAAGGAACCAGGUGCACCAAAACCCCCAAAGGUCCCCAAAGCACCAAAACAACCAAAACCACCUAAGGACCCGAAUGCACCUAAAGCUAAACCAGGUCCAAAACCCAAAAAGGCUGCUGAAGCUCAGGGGGAUGGGAAGCAGGAGAAGAUUGAUGAGAGCUUCAAGAAGGUAAAGAGGAAAGUGGACCGCUUCAAAGGGAUGUCGGAGGAGGAAGUCAUGAAGAAGACACUACCCGACCUGCUGGAUUACAACCUGGAUUAUGUCAUUAUUGGUAUAAAUCCAGGACUGAUGGCAGCUUUUAUUGGCCGAUGGUUUCCAGGUCCUGGAAAUCAUUUCUGGAAAUGCUUGUUUCUGUCCGGAUUUACAGAGGAGCAACUUAACCACAUGCAUGACACAACGCUGCCUGUCAAAUACAAAAUGGGCUUUACCAAUAUGGUAGCCAGGGCCACACCUGGGAGCAAAGACCUCUCAAGUAAGGAAUUGCGAGAAGGAGGAAAAAUUCUUGUGGAGAAGUUAAAGAAGUACAAACCCCUCAUAGCUGUGUUCAAUGGGAAAUGUAUCUAUGAAAUGUUCUGCAGGGAACUGUUUGGCAAAAAACCCCAGAAGCUCGAGUUUGGUUUACAGCCGCACAAGAUCCCUGAAUGUGACGUGGCCUUGUACCUGAUGCCUUCCUCCAGUGCUCGUUGUGCCCAGUUUCCUCGCGCUCAGGACAAGGUUCACUUCUACAUCAAACUGAGGGAGCUCAGAGAUCAGCUGAAGGGUGUCCGAAAAGCAGCUGAGAUUGAGGAGAUCAACUACACGUUUGAUCUUCAGUUAGCUAAGGAGGACGCUAAGAGGUUAGCAAUAAAGGAGGAGCAGUAUGAUCCUGGAUAUGAAGAUGCCUACGGUGGAGCGUAUGUAGAGAAAGGAGCUGAAGAAAGCCAGGCUGGGAGCCAAACCAACGGUCACUGUACGUUCACAUCUACUGCAAACUCAGAAGGAGCCCAAAUGGCGAGCACAUCCCAAACGGAGGGUCAGCUCCCAGACGGACAGUGGAUGAGCCAGUCGUUCGCAGAUCAGAUUCCUAACAUAAGCGGCGGACCAAAAGAUGGCAGCAUGUGAGAAGGAUUAGGAAAGUCUGCUGCAACGGCGUAUGAGGGCCAUUUAACGAUUAAAAACAAAAAUUGGAAUUUAAAGGUUUGAGUUUAAAGUGGCAUAUUUAUGAGAAUAAAUACACAAGUUUACCAGUAAAAACCCCACAUUUAUGAACUUGUAUACAUGCAAAUUUAGAAGGAAACAAGUAGAAAAUUAAUGAGACUGAACCGCAAAUUUAAAAGAAAAAAACACAAUCAUUUAACAGAUUCUAUUGUAUCAUUAAUUUUUACUUUAAAAACUU
Cyprinodon variegatus (sheepshead minnow) is the source of this 1858-nucleotide messenger RNA. RefSeq names its product G/T mismatch-specific thymine DNA glycosylase-like. Bases 223 to 1584 code for a protein of 453 amino acids. Gene Ontology annotation, cellular component: nucleus. Gene Ontology annotation, biological process: base-excision repair, AP site formation. Gene Ontology annotation, molecular function: mismatch base pair DNA N-glycosylase activity. The transcript has 11 exons. The record is from RefSeq and is a predicted model, not a curated record. Lineage: Eukaryota; Metazoa; Chordata; Actinopteri; Cyprinodontiformes; Cyprinodontidae.